This is a messenger RNA of Rubroshorea leprosula, 565 nucleotides long. The record is from the annotation of a GenBank genome assembly. NCBI's taxonomy places the organism in Eukaryota, Viridiplantae, Streptophyta, Magnoliopsida, Malvales, Dipterocarpaceae.
GAUGAGAUCUUGGCAAGGGUGGCAAUCGGAGAAAUUAGCGCACUCCAAUUUCUGAUCUGGCAGCCAAAUACCAAAAGAUAUGGCUGCUAGUGGCACUUUGGGUUUUGAUCUGCACGGGAAUCAUGCUACUCACAUUGGUAGAUGGGCUCUAGUGGGUAAUGAUGGGCACAUGAUUGGAAGUAGUCGGUGGAAAUUGGGGAGGCUUGUGUUUGUUUGGAGACUUGGCAAAGAGGAACAUAAGGCCAUUGGUGAAGCUGAUUCUGUUUUGAAAGGGGCUCUAGUUCCCUUCCACAGUUUGGGCAGUAAGGGAUUGAGGAGGAUUAGUAAAGUGGAGACACAGGCUUAUGCUGAAGGGGUUCUUACCCCUCUUCCUGAUGGGUAAUUUUGUGAUAAGGUGACAACAUGCAAGUUGGGGACUGUUGUUGUCAGAAUCCUUGCUCUCCCCAUGAAGCUGGUUAAAUAGGUGAGAAAGUCCAGUUAGCUUUGAUGCUCAUAAUGACUCUCUUUUAUACAUUUGUAGCCUUAUUUAACCCAUACAACAAUUGCAUUCGCAAUCUCUAGUUGC